AUGCCUAAAUACAAGACUUCAAACCCACGAAAGAGAAUUAAAUCGCGUGCCGGCUGCCAGACAUGCAAGAAACGGCGCAUCAAGUGUGACGAGAAAGCCCAUGGUUGCUCUCCCUGUGAGAAGAAAGGACUGCAGUGCCCUGGCUACAGGAAAGAUGUGAAAUGGUCCGAUAAAUAUGAGGUGCUCAGAGGGUCUGCGACAAGCCAAGAACAUUCAUUUCACAGGGAUGAUUCGGCCUGGUUCGUAGAGGGUGCUCUUCAACUGAGAGCUGCCAUCGCUCCCAGCCACAUAGGGAGUGUCAAGACCGCGGACGCGCCAUUGGAGAGCACAGACAUGGCAACGAGUACCGCAGACUGCUGGAUUAAUACACAUGUUUGGGAUAAGUUGUGCAGUUGUUCUGCAGAGCUGUACCAUGAAGACCAGCUCUAUCAGAACCAACUGCUAUACAGCUGUCCGGAACCAGUUACUGACCAAUUACUGAGAUACUACUUCUCGCAAGUGUGCGGCAUCCUUUCUGCCUUUGACUCAUCGCAAAAUCCGCUCCGGUCGCUGCUCGAAGAACUUAUACCAUCAUGUCCAGCACUUUUGCAUUCCGUCCUCUCAAUGUCGUCCGCUCAUCUACAUCGGCGACAGAAAGACCGGAUGAGGUACUCACUUGAACAUCGAACCCAGGCUAUAUCACAGCUGGCCUCCAACAUCACAGAGGUUACUAGUACUGAGGGUUCUGCACCAGCAAGCCUAGAUACGAAUGCUUUAUUGCUGAGUUCUAUAUUACUCGGAAUGACCUCGACAUGGCAUGAGGUAUCCAUGCUAGAUUUAGUACAUCUCAAUGGCGCCCGUAUUCUGUUUCAAAAGUGGAUAAUGAACACCCACCAACAAAGCGUUGGACCGCCCCCUUAUGAUACGAGUUCUAGCUUCUUAGUUGGUGUAAUGGCAUACUGGGAGGCUCUUGCCUCCUUUCACGUUGACCAGGACCUGGAGGCAGUAGACUAUCUAUGGGAUAUUUGCAAUAGGGCAACAAAUUCGGAGGCUUGCUGUCCGAAUCCACUUACCGGGGUCAGUACAUCACUGUUUAUCUCUAUGGCUCAGGUCGGUACAUUGUCUAGACAGCUUCGCCUUGUUGAUCGGCUGUGCUCCCUGGCAGGCCCGGAUAAAUACAAGGGAGAGAUGUAUCUUUCACUUCUCGACAAAGCAAAGAAAAUUGAGAAGUACGUGCGCGCUUAUGCUGUAUUGCCGGUUGAUGAGAUUAGCGCUACAGGAGAUGACCUCACACCAUCGAGCCAUCUUCAUACUAUGGGACUUGUGUACCGGCUAUCGAUACUGCUCGAGCUUUACCGGCUUUUCCCAGAGUUACUUCGGUCGAGCGAUGACCUAAUUAGUUACAGCCCCAGUUCAUCAGAGACAAAACACUUCCUUGACACACUCGCCACAAACAUCUUGACCCUGCUGGUUUCUAUCCCUCCAUCAUCAAGGACAAAGGCUAUCCAGGUUCUUCCAUUGAUCAUUGCAGGCAGCGCGCUGCAAGGGCAGACGCAGCCCUCAUCCAGUACAUCGUCGUUGCCGUUAUGUAUUCGCGACCCGAUUCAAGGGAUCAUGUCACUAUCUAGCAACAGCCUCAUCACGAAUUAUUGGAGACGUGUUGUCAUGGACAAAAUUACUAGUCUACGAGACUAUGUUGGUCUGGACUCGGUGGACCACGCGAGAAGAAUAGUGGAAGGAGUGUGGAUGCGAGCGGAUAGCAUGAGCUCUAGAGGCGCAGGGCCUUGCUCCAUGGUUAGCUGGUUGGACGUGAUGAGAGAGGAUAAGCUACAGACGUUCUUUGGUUAG
Molecule: messenger RNA, 1827 nt
Organism: Aspergillus vadensis CBS 113365
Lineage: Eukaryota; Fungi; Ascomycota; Eurotiomycetes; Eurotiales; Aspergillaceae
Product: Zn(II)2Cys6 transcription factor
Exons: 4
Coding region: 1-1827 (608 amino acids)
Biological process (GO): positive regulation of transcription by RNA polymerase II
Cellular component (GO): nucleus
Molecular function (GO): DNA-binding transcription factor activity, RNA polymerase II-specific; zinc ion binding; transcription cis-regulatory region binding
Source: RefSeq, a predicted model, not a curated record